AUGUCCGAAAGCAACUCCCAGCCGCCUGACACCAACAUGGAGGUGAACGAUGAGCUGGACCGCACCGUCGAUGACGAGAUCAAGCAGGACGCGACACAACUCGAGGCCGACGCCAUGAAUCUCGACGGCGCAAACGACGCAGACGCCCCGGCGGUGAAUGGCGUCGCAGAAUCGGCCGCCAACUUUGAGGCGCGGAUACCGGCUAAGAAGGAUGCGACGUUGCGCGAGUUCCUGGGCAAGAUGGACGAGUACGCGCCCAUCAUCCCCGAUGCGGUGACAAACUACUAUCUGACGCGCGCCGGCCUGCCACCGCCACCGCAAACAUCACAGCAUCUUGCGCGCCUCCUGGCGCUUGCGACGCAGAAGUUCAUUGCCGACAUUGCCGCUGAUGCCUACCAGUUCUCCCGCAUCCGCUCGUCAAACACUACAAGUAACAACCCUAUGGGCGGUGCCGGAGGGCCUCCUGGAGCUGCUGCCCCAGGCGGUGCGCAAGGCGGAAAGGACAGCGGAAGCAAGACCAAGGACUACAAUCUUGGCAUCCAGCGACCGGGUUAUGGUGGUGGCGGCCAGGGUGGCAGCCAGGGACGCACUGUGCUCACCAUGGAGGACCUGGGCAUGGCCGUCGGCGAGUAUGGCGUUAAUAUUAAACGUGGCGAGUUCUACCGCUAG
Messenger RNA from Exserohilum turcica Et28A, 669 nucleotides. RefSeq lists its product as uncharacterized. Gene Ontology annotation, cellular component: SAGA complex; nucleus; transcription factor TFIID complex. The transcript is spliced from 2 exons. Lineage: Eukaryota; Fungi; Ascomycota; Dothideomycetes; Pleosporales; Pleosporaceae. Gene Ontology annotation, biological process: transcription initiation at RNA polymerase II promoter. The record is from RefSeq and is a predicted model, not a curated record. Bases 1 to 669 code for a protein of 222 amino acids. Gene Ontology annotation, molecular function: promoter-specific chromatin binding; RNA polymerase II general transcription initiation factor activity.